UUUUUUAUUGGUGUACCAUGUUUGAUUUGUCUGAUAUCUUUGGAGUUUUUCUGAGAAAUGGAGCAGUAAUACAGCAUCAACUUAUUAAAAUACGUUUUAAGCCUUUUAAUUUUCUGUGCUAUUUUUGAAAGGGAAUGGAGGGAGGGGAGUUCUGUCCUGAGAUAAUCAUAGGUUCCAUAAGGAUAAUCCUUUAUCACCUUUUGCUCAAAAGUAUGGAUAUCCAUUUAGGCAAACUUGGGAGGUUGGAUGCAUACUAUGGCUUAUGUGGUUGACAAAGAUUGGUGCUAUUGGUAUACAGAAGCAAUCAGGAUGAGCAAAAAGCUGCUGUUUGAAAGAGGAAGAAAAUGAGCUGGAAGAACUGGGAUACCUUCAUUGAGCUGGGAGGGGUCUCCGAAUUGGGAUUCAUUUCUGAGCAGCUGCUGGUAUGUCAGAGGCUUGGAAUUGGCCUGGUAAAUCUAAAACUGUCUCAGCAGUGAUUAGCUGACCUCACCCAAGUUCCAGGUCCUAGUCUGCUUGAUCCUUUUUUCUUGAGCCCCAGAGCUAAAAUGCUCCUGAGCGUGCUCCUAUUGGUUGAGAAGACCAACUAAAGUUCCCUUGCCCAUGUUAGGAGGUGUACGCCUCCUGAACUAAAGAUAGAAACAGCUGGCCCUUGCAGGCAGCUAAAAGCUUCCAGACUAAGAGGUGUUCCCCACUCGGCAGCCAGACUCCUUGAGAUACCCUUUCAGUAAUUCUACCAACGGCCUCCAUGUCUCUACUCUGCCGUAACAAAGGCUGUGGGCAGCACUUUGACCCCAAUGCCAACCUUCCUGAUUCCUGUUGCCAUCACCCUGGGGUCCCAAUCUUCCACGAUGCACUUAAGGGUUGGUCCUGCUGCCGGAAGCGAACUGUAGAUUUCUCUGAGUUCUUAAACAUCAAGGGCUGUACUGUGGGACCACACUGUGCUGAGAAGCUCCCUGAGGCCCCUCAACCUGAGGUGCCUGCCACAAGCAGUUCACUUCAGGAGCAAAAACCUCUGAAUACGAUUCCAAAGUCAGCAGAGACUUUGCGUCGGGAGAGGCCCAAGUCAGAGUUUCCUCCAAAGCUGCUUCCACUAAAUAUAUCCCAAGCCCUGGAAAUGGCAUUGGAACAGAAGGAAUUGGACCAGGAACCUGGAACAGGACUUGACAGUAGUCUGAUCCGGACUGGUUCCAGCUGCCAGAAUCCAGGAUGUGAUGCUAUUUACCAAAGCCCUGAGAGUGAUGCUACUCCAUGUACCUACCACCCAGGAGCACCUCGAUUCCAUGAGGGGAUGAAGUCUUGGAGCUGUUGUGGUAUCCAGACCCUGGAUUUUGGGGCAUUCCUGGCACAGCCAGGAUGCAGAGUUGGUAGGCAUGACUGGGGGAAGCAGCUGCCAGCGUCUUGCCGUCAUGAUUGGCAUCAGACAGAGUCCUUAGUAGUGGUGACUGUAUAUGGCCAGAUUCCACUUCCUGCGUUCAACUGGGUGAAGGCCAGUCAAACGGAGCUUCAUGUCCACAUUGUCUUUGAUGGUAACCGUGUGUUCCAGGCACAGAUGAAGCUCUGGGGGGUCAUAAACGUGGAGCAGAGCUCUGUCUCCUUGAUGCCAUCUCGGGUUGAAAUCUCCUUGGUCAAGGCUGACCCAGGAUCCUGGGCCCAGCUGGAGCACCCCGAUGCACUAGCUGAGAAGGCUAAGGCAGGGGUUGGGUUAGAGAUGGAUGAGGAAGAAUCUGAGGAUUCAGAUGAUGAUCUGAGCUGGACAGAGGAGGAGGAAGAGGAGGAAGCAAUGGGGGAAUAGUGACACCAGUCAAGUAUCUAGAUAAGACCUCAGUGAUUCCCUUAGAAUCUCAGAGACCAGGAUAUGGUUGGCCAUGUGGUGUCAUUGAGCAGCAGCAGGCUGAAGGAGGGGAGAACAAAAGUGUCCAAACCAUGCUGUUUUUUCCCUUAAAUAAAUCUUGUAUAUUCUGCAGUUUUA
Lutra lutra (Eurasian river otter) is the source of this 1969-nucleotide messenger RNA. RefSeq names its product integrin subunit beta 1 binding protein 2 (gene ITGB1BP2). Lineage: Eukaryota; Metazoa; Chordata; Mammalia; Carnivora; Mustelidae. The coding region runs from base 746 to 1792 and encodes 348 amino acids. The record is from RefSeq and is a predicted model, not a curated record. The transcript has 11 exons.